Molecule: messenger RNA, 3412 nt
Organism: Amphibalanus amphitrite
Lineage: Eukaryota; Metazoa; Arthropoda; Thecostraca; Balanomorpha; Balanidae
Product: centaurin-gamma-1A-like
Exons: 13
Coding region: 353-3010 (885 amino acids)
Cellular component (GO): nucleus
Molecular function (GO): GTP binding; GTPase activity; GTPase activator activity
Source: RefSeq, a predicted model, not a curated record
AUGCUCUUGUUUACGUUGAUUACCUAUUGUCGUUCGCGGUGAAUGUCAGUUCUUUCUGUGUUUUUAAUAAUUUUCGGUCCUGCCAAUACUCUCUUUUGAUCAUUAGAUUCUGUGAGAAUAUUGCUUGGUGACUUUUCAAGAGUUGGCCCUAGAUGGUGAAUAUUGAUUCCACUGGAACGACUGGAACCCUGCUUCGACUCAAACUUGAACUGAAACUUGUGCGGGUGAGGCGCGGCCCAAUCCUAUUAUUUAUUGAAUUGUAAUGUAAGUUGAAGUGAAAUGAGCUGCCCAGGAAGUGCAAGAACGAUGUUGUUGGCUGAAUCAGUCAUUAUUUUGAAGAGAAAAUGACCUGAUGGAAAGUGAAGGAUUGAAUACACUUGGAUCAAGCUUAUACAGAAUGUCAACAAGACCUCAUAUGCCAUUUGUUUCCAAUUCUCAUGCCAUCAGGCAAGAGAUACAAAGAUUUGAAAGUGUUCAUCCAUCUAUAUAUGCUAUAUAUGAUUUGAUUGAACAUGUGCAAGAUCCAGCAUUGGCUCAGCAGAUCCGAGAGCAUGUUGUGUGCAUUGAAGACUCGUUCGUCAACAGCCAGGAGUGGACCCUGAGCCGGGCGGUGCCCGACCUGCGGCUGGGCAUCGUGGGCAGUCUCAGCUCGGGCAAGUCGGCGCUGGUGCACCGCUACCUGACUGGCUCCUACAUGCAGGAGGAGUCGCCCGAGGGCGGCCGCUUCAAAAAGGAGAUGGUGCUCGACGGCCAGAGCUACCUGCUGCUGAUCCGGGACGAGGGCGGCCCGCCGGAGCUGCAGUUUUCCACAUGGGUGGACGCCGUUAUAUUCGUCUUCAGUCUGGAGAACGAGAGCAGCUUCAAUGCCAUCUACCACUACUACAGCAAAAUGAACUUCUUCCGAAACACUGCUGAAAUACCAAUUAUUCUUGUCGGUACACAAGACGCCAUCAGCGAGACGAACCCUCGCAUCAUCGACGACAGCAGUGCAAGGAAGCUGGCCGGCAGUCUCAAACACUGCUCCUACUUCGAGACGUGCGCCACAUACGGUCUGAACGUCGAGACCGUCUUCCAAGUCGCGUGUCAGAAGGUGAUCCAGCAGCGGUCGCUGACGGGCCGGCCGGCCGGCUCGCGGCCCACCACACCCAGCCACAUGGGUCGCUACCAGUCGGCGGCCGCCUUCCUGCCCAGCAACGGCCACUCGCCGCCGCCGCCGCCGCCGGCGCCCGCCUCCAGCCGCGACAGCCCGCCGCAGCUGCGCCACUCGCAGACGCCCGUCAAGGAGCUGUCGCUGCGCCAGGCACACUCGAUGCCGCCGCCGCCGCAUGAGCUGCACAUGCCUCCCCCGCCGGCGCCGGCGCCCGGUGCCGUCACCCGCUCUGACUCGCUGCGUGGAGAUGACGGGAAGCGGCUGCUGGCGUCGGGCGAGUCGCAGCCGCACCUGCCCACUCCGAGCUCCACGCCCACUACCGGCCGGAAGAACCGGCGCCGCUCCAACCUGUUCGCCCCGUCUCGGAAGGCCGGUGACGAGGAGCGGCGACUGAAGACCGCCGAGCUGGGCAGUGGCCGCGCCAUCCCCAUCAAACAGGGCUACCUGUACAAACGCAGUCAGAAGGCGCUCAACAAGGACUGGAAGAAGAAGUACGUCACCAUCAGCGACGACGGCAAGCUCACCUACCACGCCUCCCUCCACGAGUACAUGGAGGACGCGCACGGGAAGGAGAUCUGCCUGCAGUACACCACGGUGAAGGUGCCCGGACAGCGGCCCCGCGGCUCAAAGUCCAUACCGAACGCCAACAACAACACUCUGGCGGACAACAUCAGCAACCUCACGCUCAACUCGAGCGGCAGUCUGCCGGGGCACACGCGCGCCAAGGACAAGGUGACGCUGACGGCGUAUGAGGCGCUGCGCGACCCGGCGGCGCCCGUCGGCCGCGACGAGGCGCUGCUCUCCAACUGCUCGCUCUCGCUGGCGAACGGCGCCGCGCUCACGGCCGACACGCCCAACGUCAAAAAGCGCCACCGGCGCGUCAAGAGCAGCGGCGUGCGCAGCGCCGCCGACGACGUCGACUCGGACGGCUACGAGUUCUCGGUGGUGUCGCUCGACAACAAGGUGUGGCACUUCGAGGCCGGCAGCCAGGACGAGCGAGACGAGUGGGUGGCCGUGAUCGAGCAGCAGAUCCUCACCUCGCUGCAGGGGAACGAGAGCAGCAAGUCCAAGUCGAGGAUGAACAGCCUUGUGGACCCUGCCUCAAUACAGACCAUCAAAAACUCGGUGCCGGGAAACACGACCUGUGUGGACUGCGCCGCGCCCAACCCGGACUGGGCCAGUCUGAACCUGGGCGCGCUCAUGUGUAUAGAGUGCUCGGGCAUCCACCGUAACCUGGGCUCUCACGUGAGUCGGGUGCGCUCGCUCGACCUGGACGAGUGGCCGCCCGGUCACUUAGCUGUGAUGCUGGCGCUGGGAAACACGGCCGCCAACGCCGUCUGGGAGGGCCGCGUGCCGGCAGGCCGCGUCCGUCCGGGCGCCGGCGCCGGUCGCGAGGAGAAGGAGCGCUGGAUCCGCGCCAAGUACGAGCGGCGCGAGCUGCUGGCGCCGGCGCCGGCGCCGGCCGAGCUCAGCCAGCUGCUGGUGGACGCCGUGUGCCGGUCGGACGUGCGCGACACCGCCCAGCUGCUGGUCCACUGCGCGCCCGAGCACGUGAACGCGGCCGUGUCGGCGCAGGACGCGCGCACGCCGCUCCACCUGGCGGCGGCGCUCUGCAACCUGGCCAUAGUACAACUGCUCCUCUGGCACGGCGCUGACGUGCACCGUCUGGACACGGAGGGGCGCACGUGCCUGGCGUUCGCCCGGAGCGCCGGGCCGGCCGGCGCGCCGGUGGCCGACCUGCUGCGCUCGGCCGGCUGUCCGGAGCCGGCGGCACCGGGCGCCGGCGCCGGCGCCGCGGCCGCGCUCAGCCGCCGCCGGGGCAGCCUGACGCCGCGCGAGGCGGCCGGAGGCCUCCUGUAGCGGCCCGGGACCCACCUGCGGACACUGCGCACCGCGCGCCGCCGCGCUGUGACUGUUGGAGCGCCGCCGGCCACCGAGUGCCGCGCGGCCAGCGCCGGCCGGGCGCGGACUGCCGACGGUGCAUGCUCUGCUUGGGAAGCUGUCGCGUGUGUGGUAGCCGCCGCCUGAGGCGGAGCUGGUCCUGUCUGUGUGAGCUGAGCGUCGGUCCGACUCAGUCGGGCCGACACUGUAGUGUGGUUACCAUCCGGUAGGGGUCGUAUUGGCUGCCUGUUUCGUAUGACGGUGACGUCGGACGCAUAGAUAUCAUCACACCAGUCAUCAUCAAUUCCAAAUAACAUCAUUCUCACCGCUAACUCAACUGUUGUAUUUAUUGCUGACACGCCAAAUAAAGGGCUUUACAAC